AUGUCUGAUAAGGCCGAAAAAAAAAGAAAACUCGAGGAAUUAGAUGCGAAAAGAAAAGCUCAAGCGACGGUAGAAGAGGAAGGAGCGGGAGGCUUAUCAAAGUAUGAAGAAGAUAUUAUUCUUUCUAAACUAUUUCGUACUAAGCAAAAACGCGAUCGUGCGCUAAAAAAAUUAAUGCAAGGCCGCGAUACCGGAACAAAUACGAAGGUUAAAUCAGCUUCAACUACCAGUGCUAGAAUCUCAAAAAGAAACGUGCCAUCUGCUACUUCAAAAAAGAGUAAAUCUAGGAAAGACGAAAGUGAUGACAAUAGUGAAGACUUUGUUGUAGAAGAUCAUGGAGAAGCAUCAUCAGACGACCAAGCUGAAUCCGAAGAGCAAGAUUUUUCUGAUAGACCUAGUAAGAAAAAAAAAAGAAACAGUGAUUCAGAUGAAUAUUCCGACGGCGAUAAUGAUUUACAGGAAGAACUUCAAGCUCUCGAUACAUCUCUUAUUAUUAAAAGUGGACGACGAACACGAGGAAAAAAGAUAGAUUAUAAACAGUUUGGUCCAGAUCCAGUAGACCUAGACGAUGAUGAAUAA
Molecule: messenger RNA, 579 nt
Organism: Ambispora leptoticha
Lineage: Eukaryota; Fungi; Glomeromycota; Glomeromycetes; Archaeosporales; Ambisporaceae
Source: the annotation of a GenBank genome assembly